AUGAUGAAUGAGGUUAGCGACGCGCACGCCGCGUGUCGAUGGAUUUCAGAACUCUUCGCCGAAUGCGACGGUCACGAGUCGAGCGUGAACUGCAGCUGGCGAACUCUAGAUUUAGUUUUGCGCGUGUUGCUACGCGAUAGGUAUUGGGCGUGCGAAGCCACGCGAUUCGCGCUGUGCGAAACGUUGCUAUUGCGAAAGAGCGCGCCGCGCGCCGCGCUGCCGGCGCUCUUACGGUUGACGAUUCUGCGACCCAUUCGUCGAGGCGCCGACGCCACGCGCGUCAAAGCGGCGAGCGAUGCGAAUAUAUUCGCACUCUUGGAUACUUGGUCCGGGGAAGGUUUCGUGCGUGAGGCGUCCGUCGAGCUACAACGGACGCUCACGUCGAGCGUUCGAGCAAUUCUUGCGGCGUUGCCGAGCGAAGAGUGGGACGCUAUGCGAGGAAAGCCGACGCAAAUGUUAUUGAAAGGCGUGAGCGCGCGUCUCGAUUCGCCAUCAUUGCGUCCGCGCAGACACGCGAGCAAAGUCGCCUUGGAACUUUCGCUGAAGAUGGACGCGAGCAAGCCUUUGCGACUCGUCGAUGACGGCGACGACGUCGACGCGUCAUCGGACGAGGAAUCGGAAUGGGAACAGACCAUAGAGUCGAUCGUUCAAGACGACGUCUUCGUCGUCUGCAAUGAUGACGACGGCGGCGGCGGCGGCGACGAUGAAAAAGAAUCCAUCGCCGCCAACGUCAAUCUAACCGGUUCGUCUGGGUUUCAGAUUAAAGUCGAAGACCCGGACGAAGUUGUCGAUAUGUGGAGCCUUCGCCGCGACGAGAGCGACUCGGAUGCCUCCGAUAGCGAUGACUAUUCCGAUGACGAGCUCGUACCGUAUGAUAUGGAUAGUGAUGACGACGCGACGCUUCGUUCUCGUGAUCCAGCGAGUUUGACUGAAGCGCGAAUCGCGUCGCUGCCGAAGCCGCAAACUUUACGAGAGUGCAUCGGCGCCUUGAGGCAGGCGCGUUCGGGCGAUGCGUCGACUCGGCAGACCGAUAUCGAUAUUGCGGACGCAGCUGAAGGUGCGGUGCACGCAGUUUCCGAUAUCGUCAUGCGCCAGCCGCACGAAUUGGCGUCGUGCGCCGCGGAUCUCGCUGUCACCAUUUUGCACGCGCAACCGCCCACGCCGGACUCCGACCCACUCGACCGCGCGCGGCGCCAAGGCUUAGCUUCGGUGCUCACGGUGACCCCUGGUCUCGCAGGCCCAACAAUUAUCGACCACGCGUUGUCGGAGAAAUGCGACGCGUCCCAAGUUAUGGACACGCUGAGCGCGUUGGACAUGGCGAUGACGGAGCUCGCGUCGCCGUCAAAAGCCGAGCACCUGCUCGAUGCUUCGGCGUCGACUCGUUCGACUGCUCGCGUGGGUAUCGAGCGAAGGUUUGCGCCGAAAUCCAUGGAGAUGCAAGCGAAAGGUGCGACAUCGGCGCCGACGCGAAGUCAUCUCAUAGGCGAGUGCUUCGUCGCGCCGCUCUUGCGCGCGGCGGCGCAAAGGCUCGAGCGUCAGUCCGCGCCAGAAUACAACCCCGAUGGCCUGGACGCCAUGGUGAACGGACAUAUUCUCUACACACUCGGUCAGUGCGCCAAGCACGCCAAGAACGCGACCGAUGGACCGUUGAUCGGCCGCGCGGUGCUUGAAUUCGCCGUCACUCCCGCGUUGGCAGACUCCGACCAACCCCAUCUCCGCCGUUCCGCCCUCGUCGCCGGUGCCCUCGUCGCCACUUCUCUCCGAGACACCCCCGUCGCCAUCGCAUACGCCGAAAACUCCCCUCUGUCCACCGCUUUAGAGCAUUUCACCGCCAUCGCCGCGCGGCGCCAUCGCGCCGACUGCGACGUCGACGUUCGCGCCGCGGCUUCCUUCGCCGUCGCCGCCGCCGCUGAUUGCAAAGCUCGCGCCUUAACAGCGCUCGAGCGCAUCGCGGACGACCCAAUCGCGCUCGACGACGCGCGCUCGUCGGCAAUCACCACCCGAAUCCCUCGAUUAGACGUAAAAUUGUAG
Molecule: messenger RNA, 2031 nt
Organism: Ostreococcus lucimarinus CCE9901
Lineage: Eukaryota; Viridiplantae; Chlorophyta; Mamiellophyceae; Mamiellales; Bathycoccaceae
Exons: 1
Coding region: 1-2031 (676 amino acids)
Biological process (GO): protein stabilization; telomere maintenance via telomerase
Cellular component (GO): cytosol
Molecular function (GO): Hsp90 protein binding; telomeric repeat DNA binding
Source: RefSeq, a predicted model, not a curated record